AUGCGUGGGAUGCUCUGGCUGCUGUGUCUGGUGGCCGCAAGUGCUUCUCUCUGGGGGUUCGCACCACUUGCCCCAGAGGUCGAGUCCAUCACCCAGGUAUUCGUGUCGAAUAUCACCAUCGUCGACUCGGCAGAAUCAGCGCGCCAUGCGGACGAGUAUGCUCGUCUCCAGCAGCGUCUUCAGCGGUCGACGGGCUCAUGGGGGCCAUCGCAUCCACGACACCGCCUGCUGACUGCCCUCCAUGGAUUCCAUCGUUACAGGGAGAGGAAUCUAGUCGAGGUGAAGCGAUGGCGGGACUGGUAUAAGCAGAUCCCCAAGCGACAGCGAUCGAUGGUGGAAUCUACCGUCCACUACACGCGGAAACUCAACACCGUCGAGCAUCUCUUCGAGGCCAACGAACGGGUCGCCCAUGCGAUCGUGGAGAACGGAAAGCGAUUCUACAACGUCUCCCAAGCCGAGUUGGAUGGAUUCAUCCAGGAGAACGAACGCGAAGGAGGCACCACCGACCGCACCAGCGUUUCCCAGGCGAUGAAGCAUUUUGUGCGCGACUGGUCAGACGAAGGGUAUGACGAGCGGCAGGAAGCAUUUCCCUGUAUCAUCAACGCGUUGGCGAGCAUGUCGCGCAGUGAGGAACAGCCCCUGCAGGUGUUGGUGCCUGGUGCUGGCAUCGGACGACUGGCGCAUGAGAUAGCAGUCCUUGGAGGCAUGGAGGUCACGAUGAACGAAUGGUCUGCGUACAUGAACCUGGCCUACCGAUACAUCUCGAGUCUCUCCAUCCCCCACGGCAUGGCCUUUCACCCAUACAUCGACUGGUGGUCGCAUCAUGCUACAACAGCCGAUCUCCAGCGAUCAGUGUCUUUCCCAGACCAGGUGGCCAAUCCAUUGUCGGUCCUGUCAGUCGAAGGAGACUUUACCACCGUGUUCUCCGACAACACCGAACAGUACGAUGUGAUUGUCACCCUCUUCUUCAUCGACACAGCGCGUAACCUCGUCUCCUACCUCGAGACCAUCCAUCGACUACUAAAACCCGGCGGAACCUGGAUCAACCUGGGCCCGCUCCUCUACGGCAGUGCGCCCUUCCUGCAACUGUCGCUGGACGAGAUCGUAGCCCUCAGCGAGCGCAUUGGCUUCACAUUCGAGGAGACCGACGCCUCCUGCGGCGAACUCACCCUAGCAGGUCGCCCCGUCCGCGGCAAAGAAGUAGCCUACGCGCGGAAUGGGCGAGGACUGAGUAAGAAUGCGUACCAGGCGCAGUUCUGGGUUGCUCGACGAGGAUAG
Messenger RNA from Aspergillus terreus NIH2624, 1278 nucleotides. RefSeq lists its product as uncharacterized. The record is from RefSeq and is a predicted model, not a curated record. The transcript is spliced from 4 exons. Lineage: Eukaryota; Fungi; Ascomycota; Eurotiomycetes; Eurotiales; Aspergillaceae. Bases 1 to 1278 code for a protein of 425 amino acids. Gene Ontology annotation, molecular function: S-adenosylmethionine-dependent methyltransferase activity.